UGGAAACACUAACACUAAACAUGGCGGAUUUACUCCUGCUGUGAGGAAAAACUAAUUUUCAGAAGAUAUUUUGCCAAGAAGCGGAAAGCCAAAACAAGCAAGGUGUUAUUCAUAAAUAAGGUGAAAUGGACGUUCAAGACAGGGAAUGUCCAUCUGAUGAGGCGUCAGAAAGGUGUGGACUGCUGGGUGUCACCACUACUGAGGACAAUGAGGAUGGUCCGGCCCAGGAUACAUUUAAAGAUGAAGAGCCAGUCCUUCCUCCUGAUUUAAAGUGGAUAGAUGAGUUGUAUGAAGAGGACGAUGGUGAUGGUGACGGUGUUAGUGACCUUGCGGCUGUGGCCGUCAAUAGUAACAAGAGGAGUUAUGCCGAGACAGCACGGAUGUUCAAGCUGAGACGAAACCUGGACCAGCUGGACUGCUUUCACCAACAGAAGGAGCAUGACGUGCUGAGAGCCAGAGAAGAGCUUAAACUCUGUCGUCAGAAUAUUGAAAGUUUGGUGGAGCAGAGGGAGAACUUGGAGAAAGAGAUGGAGCAACAGAGAGCAGCAGACAACAGUGUGGCAGUUUUUCGUCUGCGAGCCCAGCAUAAGCAUCUGUGUCAAAAGCUGCAGAGUGAGGAGGAGCUGGAGGGCCAUAUCAACACUGAGCUCAAGCAACAAGAACUGGAGCUGAGCGAGGUGGAAGUGGAGCUUGGCAGGUUCUCCUCGCUCCGGCAGGAGGUGCACGAGGAGGAGCGGGUCUUCCAGGUCCUCAAGGCCCAGAAGGCAGCGACAAGGGUGCAGCAGGAAAGGAAAGCCAGCCAGAACCUGCAGCUCAAGAUGCAGCAUCGUAUGGAUAAACAGGCAGCCAUGCUGAAGAAAGAGGAGGCUGAAUGUCAGAAGAAAAUUGAAGAGGGCCAGGCGAGCCGCAAGAUAGCUGCCAAGUACUUGAAAGAGACCAUUAAAAGGAUGCAUCAGCAAGAAGCUGAGAAGGAGCAACACAACAGGAAAAUAGUGGAAAAGAGGAUACAGGCUGUCAAGUCACUGAAAUCUAACAUAGCAGCGACCCAAGAGAGCUUACGGGUCCAGCAAAGCAGAGCCAAAGCAAACUCCCAGAAGAAAGAGCAGCGACAGAGACAGCUGAGAGAAUCCCUUCAGGCCCAAGGAAUCAACAGUAUCAAGCAUAUGUACCAACAGAAACAGCUAGAGGAAACAAAACGAAAACAAGAAGAAUUUGAGGAGAGGCAGAAGUCAAAGAGAGCAGAGAUUGUGGCAAAUAUCCAUCAUGAGGAACAGCUGGUUAAAAGCAGAAAGAAGCACCAGGCAGUGCAGCCUAAACCUUCAACCACUGACAAGUUCCCAUCUCUGGGGAGAACAAGAGAGAAGCUCCUGCACUACCUGGAUCCCAGCCUCCCAUUAGCCACCGAGGAGACAGCCACUGUCUUCAGACACUUUAGUGACAUCAGCAGCUCGUCGUCGGCUUCCUCUGAUGCUGAGGACCUGGAUGAGUCCACGCACCAGGAAGUAGACCACCAGAGCCUUGUUGACAGCCUGGCUGAGCCUGAGUUCUCUGGGCUGUGGGACCAGAACUACAAGGUCCUGAAGGAGGAGAUGACAUUGGUGCAGACAGAAGUAAAGCAGGAAGAACUUGCAAUGUCCAGUGGAAAGCUCAACAUUCCUCCUAUAAAGGAUCAUGGAAAAGAGUUGAAAGGGCCUCCAUUCAUCAGUAAACCAGAGAUCAUCCUCUUCAAGGACUUUGAAGUGGGGAAAAUAUAUAAGAAGAAAAUUGUCCUGACUAACAUCAGCUACAUCACCAACUACUGCAAGCUUCUUGGCGUUUCUGCCCAGCUGAAGGAUUUUAUCUCCAUCAACUUUGAGCCUCCUGGUGCUUUAUCUACUGGGAUGUCAUGUGACGUGCAUGCUGUUUUUCAACCUAUGAUCAAUGAGGACCUUGAAGGAGAGGUCCAGUUUGCAUCAGCAGUGGGUCCCUUCUCCGUACCCGUCACAUGCACCAUAAAGAAAUGUGAUCUCGAGGUUGACAGCCAAUUCAUUGACUUUGGUUCGCACGUCGUGGGCCAGACUAUUUCAUGGACUAUCACCUUGACCAACAAGGGUUCACUGGCCACCCUCUUCAGCCUGGACACCUCCACAUGUCUCAGUCCAGAAACUAGCCAUGUCCAGAUGGCAUCCCAGGUCUCUGCCAACACGUGCCAGGAGACAAGCAUUCAAAACACAACAUCUGACGCCCGGAGCAGCUCUGUGUCCAUGGGCACCGCAGAAGUCCAGCCCAAACAAGAGAGUCAGAAGCUCUCUGAAGUAUCGCAGCAAGAGCAUCCAGCAGAGUCAGAGGCUUCAGCUCCAGGUGCAGAAGCUGCUCCUGAGACUUGUGUGUCCGCUGAUGUGGAGCCCCAGAUGGACCAGAACCACUCAGACUUUGGUGAUAUAAGUCUAGGAAAUGUCAGAGAGGGGGAGAUUGGACCUUUUGAAAGCAUCAGACUGGAGGUUGUAUUCACUCCAACCAUUCCAGGAGUGGCCAAACUGGACUUCAACAUCAAAUUCUCCGACUUAACCAGCAAACCAAUACCCAUCCAGGUGAGGGGUGUGGCAGUCAGCGUCCCUGUUUGGGUGGUUCAGCCCAGUGUUGACCUGAAGAUCUGCAUGUUUGACCGCCUCUAUCAGGACAGUAUCGUGGUCCAAAGCAGAGCCAACACAGCCCUGAAGCUGACCUUUGAGGUGUGCCCGGAAAUGAGGAAACACAUGGAGAUCCUUCCAAAGACGGGUUUCAUCCAGGCUCAAUCAAGCUUUAAUGCCCAACUCAAAUUCCUUCCGAGAAGCUCCUUAGCCAAAGAUGCCAAAGAGCUUUUUGACAGAGAUACAAGAGUCCUGGAGGUUCCAAUGACAAUGCAAGUAGCAGGCCAGGUGAAGCCGGUUCAUUUCACUGUCCAAGCAGUUGUGACCUCGUCAGACCUGCAGUUUGACCAGCUUGAGGUGGACUUUGGCUUCUGUUCUAUUUACCAGUCUGUCAAGAGCAGCGUCCGCCUCACCAACCUGUCCCUGCUGCCUCAGGACUUCGGCUUCUUGGCUGUUCCAGAGUUUAUUGAGGUCCAGCCUAAUGAUGGUUUUGGCACUCUGCUCCCACAAGAGACCCUGGAGAUUGAUCUGAUUUUCAGUGCCAACAAGGCCAAAGAGUACAAUUUCCAGCUCAGCUGCAAAUCAGAUGUGAACAGAGAUUUCCCUCUGUCUUGCCGAGCCGUGGGUGUCCAUCCUCCGCUGGAGCUCUCCCAUUCUGUGGUCCAGUUUGGGGCCACAGCAGUAGGUGAUCACUCCACUGCCAUUCUUUACCUGAGCAACCAUGAAACCAACCAUAACAAGUCCAAACAACCAAUCCCUUCGCUGGUCAAGGACACCAUGGGUCCUGCAGCACCGAGGCUGUUCUGCUUCACCCUCCCUACAGACUCAGAAAUCAGCAUCACUCCUUCAGCGGGCAGCCUACUGCCAGGAGAGAGAUGUCUGGUCCAAGUGACGUUCAGGCCGAGACUGUUAGAGCAGGACAUCAAAGAGGAGGCGCUGCGCCUCCUCCACCGAGCCAAGUUGCUCCGUAAAAAGGAGUUGGAGAGGACCAGAAAUGCUGAACAGGAGACUAAAAAGGAGGCGCCAGUGGAAACCAGUAAAGGAAAGAAGGCAUCUGUGAUUCCAAAGAACAGCAAGGUGUCAGAUGAGCCAAAGACAGACGAGCUGACUGAAUCAACAAAUCCUUCUGACAUACAGCCGGGGUCAGAGCAAUAUGAGGAGGCCAGAGCCUCUCUGCUGUACUCCUUCACCCAGCGCUGCAGCGAGUACACUGUCCCCUGCUUUGUGUCCAACCCUACAGAAGAAGACCGCCAGGCCCAGCCAGCAUGGAGUCCCUUCAACACUCUGUCCCUGAAGCUGCAAUGUCCUGCUGUACAGCCCCCUCUAGUGGUCACAUCCAACAAUGGACACAAUAUUAUAGACUUCCAUCAGGUUGCAGUGGGAGAAAAAGUGACCAGGAGGUUUACAGUUCUGAACAUUUCGAAGGAAUCCUUGGAUCUGAGGUCAUCGGUGCUGAAUGUACACGGUCCUUUUUCCCUUCUGAAUGCUCUCAGAUGCAUAAGACCCGGAGAAAAGCACACUCUGGUUGUGGCCUUCAGUCCACCUCUGGAGAAAAAGUACUGUGAGACUCUAGAGGUGCGGAGCCAGAAGAUGACCCUGGAGAUGACUCUGUGUGGGAAGGGUGUGGUCCCUGCUGUCACCUCCUCCCACCCUGGAGGUCUCCUUGACUUUGGCUAUGUGUUGGAGAAGGAGAGCACCUCACAGAUCCUGAAGCUGCAGAAUAGCUCAGCAGUAGCAGUGGGUUUCAGGACGCUGCUGGCCAGCCUCUGUCCCUCAAGGCCCCAGGGUGGAGCUGACAGGGUGGCCGCCCUGCUGGGCAGUUACACAGACUCUCAGAUCCGACCUGCUGUGGGAACGCAGAACUACACUGGGCUGUGUGUGUUCAGUGUGGUGCCAGCAGAGGGCAGCAUUGCUCCUGGACAGAGCCAGGACAUCACUGUCACCUUUCAGCCUGAUCACCAGUCUGUCAACUAUUCUGACACACUUACCAUAGAGCUCAUGAAUAAGAGUAAAGUUUGUGUGGUGGAUCUGAGAGGUGCAGCUUCUUCACAUAACAUGUAUCUGUAUGGAGGAGACCUGCUCACGGUGCCCAUUGAAUCCCUCCUGCCUCCACUGAUAACGGGUCAACCUCUGCUCACAGCAGAGUCAGAGGUGAUGGAGAAGCCCAGCAUCCCUGUGCUGGUGACCCUGCGGGCCAGCUACAACGCGGGAGUCCUCACACCUGCAGUGAGGGAGCUGCAUGUGGGCUGCAUCCGCUCAGCACAGCCCAGUAAGAAGAGUGGUGAGUUUAACUGGGACGAUGUGGCGUCCCUGCAGCAGCAGGGCUUCAGUGUGGAGCCCAGCAAAGGCACUGUGGAGACAGGCCACAAACGCACCAUCACUAUCACAUGGACUCCUCAGAGUGGAUACAAAACCUAUGAGGUGGUGGAGACAUGUGCGCCUCUUACCUUGAAGGGGGAUGAGACGAAUGUUUACAGAGUCACCCUGAUGGCUUUGGUCUCCACCGCUGCUGACUGACCUCUACAGCACCUGGAUGCUGGCCAGUUUAAAAUCAACUCUCUCGCACACACACAAUCACACACACUGACACACACACACACACACACACACACACACACUGACACAAAGCACAAAGACAUGUGACAUACUGUACAUUAAAAAUGAAUUUCUUAUUUCUGAAGUGUAUCCAAUUAUUUACAGUCAAAAUAAUUAAUUAUCUGCAAUUAUUCUGCAGUGACUGUACAGCUGUCAUACAGGUUGUGUUUUGUUAUGCAGCACCUGACUGUAGAACCCAGCUCCACCACCAGGGGGCGUAUGUAAUGCCAACUAAACAGCAGCGUUAUAUCAUGGGUGUGUCAGCUGAUGUAAGCCAGCAGAUGUAUACAGUACAUACUGUAACACUGCUGGUACUAUACCAAUGAAUUGAAAGAAGGCAGAGUUCAUACUGAGGCCAAACACGGUGCAGUGUAUGAAACAUGAUACAGAAUUAGCAGAUAUCAAUAUAGAUACAUAAUGUUGAACAGUAGUUUGGUAUAAAAGCCUCUGAAAUUACAGCCUAUUGAUGAGACGUCGACUGACAUAUUAUGGUAUAAAUAGCGGUAUUUAGUGCUGUAAGCUUAAUUGCUGUAAUAGUAAUAGUGGUAGUGUCAAUAAAAGCUGUAUUAAUCUUUGUACUCAGCUGACUAUAGAUCUAUAGAUUAGCCAUUGGCAGCUUCAAUUCAGAGAUAUUAGGCCCAGUGUCACCUCGCACAAACCCAUAAAUGAUCGCUUUAAAUAUGGUACCAAAAAAAUGUAGGAUUCAAUAUAUUUUUCCAGUCUGGAACUCAUUUUUCCAGUUAUUCUGAUACCACAUGAAUGCAGCAGCUGCCCUAUCUUACAAUGUUAACAAAAGUGAAAAAGAAUUAGCGUAUCCGCCCCCCUGAUUCAUUGCCAGCAGUUUUCCCGUAAUCCUGCUGACUAACAGAGCAAAUUGAAAGCAUGACACUCCUUGACAGAGGUAAUAAUCUGCACAAAUGGUGAAAACAUACCUGCACACUGCUUUUGCUUUUUUUCUAAAUGGACAUAACAAAGUUUCGAUCACUAAAAGUCACAAACACAAAACAUACAAUAUUAUAAAUUCCUUUAUAACAUCUUUCUGGACGGCUUACUCAUUAAUAUUUGUUGUCCAAAACAGGAAUUAUAUGAAUUUUAGUCAAAGGAGAAAUGUGUUGUAUACCUGACACUCUUUGACAUGGGUACCUCAUUUUUGCACAUUAACAAAAAGAAGACAAUGAAAUUAGGGGUUUAAAGAUUUUGUUU
Centropristis striata (black sea bass) is the source of this 6407-nucleotide messenger RNA. RefSeq names its product cilia and flagella associated protein 74 (gene cfap74). The record is from RefSeq and is a predicted model, not a curated record. Bases 126 to 5126 code for a protein of 1666 amino acids. The transcript is spliced from 39 exons. NCBI's taxonomy places the organism in Eukaryota, Metazoa, Chordata, Actinopteri, Perciformes, Serranidae.